AAGCCAUAGCUCUCUCCCGUCUCCUCUCCUCUCCUCUCCUCCCCUCCUCCGCCGAUGGGGAGGAUUCCUUCCAUUCCAUCCGCGCAUCCGCUGCCUCCGCGGAAUCCGAGUUCCGCGUACUGCGCUGAUCUCCGGCAUCGGAUUUCGGAGAGGGUGGGGUGUUCUCUCCGCUCGGGGUUGUUCCACUCGGUUCUGAACUGGGAGUGUGAGUGUGCAGGGCAAGGUUGUUGGGAUUUCACGUCGGAUCGGAUUGUACUCUACAUGAUAAGAAAGUAUGGCACCAGCAAACAAAGCAGAGAGAAAAGCAGUGCUGGAUGCUGGAGCAUGGAUGUUCAACGUUGUGACAUCAGUUGGUAUCAUCAUGGUCAACAAGGCAUUAAUGGCCACACAUGGUUUUAGUUUUGCUACAACAUUGACUGGAUUGCAUUUUGCAACCACAACCUUGAUGACAUUAGUAAUGAAAUGGUUGGGACAUAUUCAGCCAUCCUAUUUACCAUUGCCAGAACUCGUUAAAUUCGUCUUUUUUGCAAACUUAUCAAUUGUUGGGAUGAAUGUUAGUUUGAUGUGGAACUCUGUUGGAUUCUAUCAGAUUGCCAAGUUGUGUAUUAUUCCAGUCUUGUGCAUUCUGGAAAUCCUGUUUGACAAAGUCCGUUACUCAAGGAAUACAAAACUCAGUAUAGUGCUUGUUUUAGUAGGAGUUGCUGUAUGUACUGUGACUGAUGUUAGUGUGAAUUCAAAAGGGCUGCUAGCAGCUGUAAUUGCAGUUUGGAGCACAGCACUACAGCAGCAUUACGUUCAUCACCUUCAAAAGAAGUACUCGCUUGGCUCAUUCAACCUAUUGGGUCAUACUGCUCCAGCUCAGGCAGCAUCCCUGUUAAUACUGGGGCCUUUUGUGGACUUCUGGCUGACCAAUAGAAGAGUUGAUACUUUCAAUUACACAACAAUAGUUACGUUCUUCAUUGUAUUGUCGUGCACAAUUGCUGUUGGGACCAAUCUAAGCCAGUUCAUAUGCAUUGGAAGAUUCACAGCUGUCUCAUUUCAAGUUCUAGGCCAUAUGAAGACGAUUCUUGUAUUGACCUUGGGUUUUCUUUUCUUUGGAAAAGAGGGCCUUAAUUUUCACGUAGUCCUUGGCAUGAUGCUUGCUGUGAUUGGCAUGAUUUGGUACGGGAAUGCUUCGUCAAAACCGGGAGGCAAAGAGAGGCAGAUUUACUCGGUGCCCAGCGAGAAAACUCAGAAGUCAUCACAAUCAGAGCUUGACCAGAAGGUCUGAAACAAAGUUGUUUCACUAUUUUUACAGCUCCAUUGCUUAGCGAGCAUUGAGAAGACCACGAUCUGAUUUAUUCUUUUUUUUUCUGGUAAGUUUAAAGAUGUUUCUGUACAACUGAAAUUCAUACCAGACAAACAGAAUAUGGCAGGAACUAAGCGCGACGAUAAUUUAAUUUGUAAUAUUCCAUUGAGUAACUGCAUAUAUGAUGGAAAGAUAUUUUCAGCUGUGAUGUUCCGUUUA
This is a messenger RNA of Oryza sativa Japonica Group (Japanese rice), 1507 nucleotides long. Its product is annotated as UDP-rhamnose/UDP-galactose transporter 5. Gene Ontology annotation, cellular component: Golgi apparatus. The record is from RefSeq and is a predicted model, not a curated record. Lineage: Eukaryota; Viridiplantae; Streptophyta; Magnoliopsida; Poales; Poaceae. Gene Ontology annotation, molecular function: antiporter activity; UDP-galactose transmembrane transporter activity.